AAAUCUAAACUUCCCUGCUUUUUAAUCCUCAGAAGAAAAGCUUGCAACAUCUAUUACCAAAAACUAAUCAGAUAUCAAUCACUAAUCCUCGUCUCUUGCUCUCUUAUUACAAAACCUUUUGCCAUAAAAAUUGUAUAUUUACACCCAAAAAAUGGCCAGCCCAAGAUUCAAAAUUAUGUUCUUGAUCCUUCCAACACUCGUCUUUCUCAUGGCAGCCCAAGCCAAUGCCUUACUGCCAUACACAAGGCCAUCUUUAUUUGACAUUAUGAUGCCAGCAGAGGAUCCAUUUAGAAUUCUUGAACAAACUCCACUUACAAUCCCAAAAGGAGUGGAAUCAUCACUUGCACUGGCAAGAGCAGAUUGGAAAGAGACACCAUCAGCGCAUGUAAUAUCCUUGGACAUUCCAGGGAUCAAGAAAGAUGAUGUUAAAAUAGAGGUGGAAGAGAAUAGGAUGCUGAGGAUAAGCGGGGAGAGGAAAGGUGAUGAAGAGAUUGAAGGGGAGAAAUGGCACAGAGUUGAAAGGACUAAUGGUAAGUUCUGGAGGCAAUUUAGAUUGCCUAACAAUGUUGAUUUGGAUCAUAUUAAGGCUCAUCUUGAAGAUGGAGUGUUGAGAGUUAAUGUGCCUAAGUUUGCUGAAGAGCAGAAAAGGCAGCCUAAGGUUAUUAACAUUGUUGAUCAAGGUUCUUCUGGUCAGGAUAUCAAGACUGUGAAGUCUGAGAUGUGAUGUGAUGUCCUGGGGUGUUCUUUUUAUCAGUGUGUUAAGGAUUAAUGGUCUUUGUUAAUUGUGGUGUGUUUUGCACAUUAAUAAUAUCUGUAAUAAGAGGAGCUAGGAGCAAAGCAUGAUGUGCUUAGUUCUAUUUGUAUAGAACUGUUUGUGUUUUCUUUGAUCUAACUGCAAUAAAAUUAAUAAAAUUCUGGUGAUUUCUAUUUGCA
Molecule: messenger RNA, 933 nt
Organism: Ricinus communis (castor bean)
Lineage: Eukaryota; Viridiplantae; Streptophyta; Magnoliopsida; Malpighiales; Euphorbiaceae
Product: 22.7 kDa class IV heat shock protein
Exons: 1
Coding region: 152-724 (190 amino acids)
Biological process (GO): protein folding; response to hydrogen peroxide; protein complex oligomerization
Source: RefSeq, a predicted model, not a curated record